This is a messenger RNA of Gasterosteus aculeatus aculeatus (three-spined stickleback), 2321 nucleotides long. The record is from RefSeq and is a predicted model, not a curated record. Lineage: Eukaryota; Metazoa; Chordata; Actinopteri; Perciformes; Gasterosteidae.
CCCCCCCCCACACACACACACACUUCGAGCAUGAACUCCCAUCGCCUGUCAAACAUAACUCUUUCACUCUAAUCUAAAAUGCCAGAGAUUAAAUGGGCAGCCAACUCUCCAUCCAUAAUUCUAUCAUCCCCUCCCCCCUUUAUCUCUCUCUCUCUCUCUCUCUCUCUCUCUCUCUCUCUCUCUCUCUCUCUCUCUUCCAAACUAGUCAUUUUGAGGCCACAAGCACGAUGUUUGGUGGACAGAGAGAGGAAGUUGGGUGGCAUGGAUUAGAUUAAGUUGGGCCAAAUUCAAGAGAUCACCCUUGGUGAGCGAGGCUGAUGGAUAGAUAGAUGGAUAAAAGUGUGUUUGUGUGUGAGAGAGAUAGAAAGGGAGGGAGAACGUGGUCGAUUCAUGCAAUCAGAGCUAAAAUCUGGCAGCAGGAGGUUGUUUCAGCCCAGAUAUGACCCAGCUCUCCCACCCCACCCUUCCGUCCUCCAGCACCCUGCUGCUAUUCCAUAAUAUCACACUACACCUCUUAGAGCUCACCAUGACAGCACUCACCAACAGAGUUGAGCCUGGGAUUGGAUGCAAAGUCAUGUACCUGCCGCGCCUCUCGCUCUCACAGUAGGAUCCUGGAUUGUCCCUCUUCGCUUGUAGGAGUAGUUGUGCGAGCGGAAAACACUCGCCUUCUCCUCGCCGGGUGUGAAAGACGUCGCCACAUGGAAUGCCCUGGAUUGAUUAUGGAUUUUGGACUUUUAUUUGAGAAUUGAUCAAAGAGAGAGAGAGAGAAAAAAAAGGAGGAGAAACAGGGAAGAAGUUUUGGGACAGGAAGAGGGACGACGGGAAGAAGCGGGCAGGGAGAUGGGAAACAUAAACAAAGCUUCAAAAAAGAACAGUAAAAGGAUGAAGGGGGAGUUGCCUAUAGAACAAAGUGGCACCCCAUUAGCUGCCGCCAUGCUGGGGGGCCUCGGUGGCGCAGGUGAUGUGGACACGGAUGAUGAGGAGGAGGGAGGCAGCGAGCAGGACUUUGAUGAGCCGCUGUGCGCUCUGGUUAAGAACUGCAACAUGCUGCACAACUUAGUGGGGCCUGCUUGCAUCUUCCUCAGACGAGGCUUUGCACAGAGCCAGCUUGACAGAGAUCUACGACCAGAGGAGAUGGAGGAGCUGCGUGAGGCCUUCAGGGAGUUUGACAAAGACAAGGACGGCUUCAUCAGCUGCAAGGACCUGGGCGAGUGCAUGAGGACUAUGGGAUACAUGCCGACAGAAAUGGAAUUGAUAGAACUCAGCCAGCAGAUCUGUGGCGGCAGAGUGGAUUUUGAGGACUUUGUUGAUCUGAUGGGUCCUAAGAUGCUCGCUGAGACUGCAGACAUGAUUGGAGUCAAGGAGCUGAGGGAUGCCUUCAAAGAGUUUGACUCUGAUGGUGAUGGUCAAAUCAGCCUUGGAGAGCUGAGAGAAGCCAUGAAGAAGCUAAUGGGGCAGCAGCUGAACCACCGCGAGAUGGACGAGGUCCUGCGAGACGUUGACCUCAACGGGGACGGAGAGGUGGACUUUGAAGAGUUUGUGCGGAUGAUGUCUCGCUGACUUUUCACCAAACUCACUCAGCUGCACUAAACACAACGUCUUCUUGAUGUUCCAAGACUUAUUGGUGUUUGUAGUUUUUUCUUUUACUUCCACCAUUUCUCAAGUAUAAGAAAAUCCCUUUAAUGUGCUACUGUUGUGUGAAUGCAUUAAUGUAAUGAGAGAUUAAAGACGGAAGUGUCUGCAAGGGGAUUGUUUAACCAAAGCUUCUCUUUAGAGGUGUAAUUAAACUUGAAUAUAUUUGAAAUUAAAAUCCCAAACCAGCAAUAGUUUAACUUCCAAAAAUGUAUUUUUGUGUUAUUUGGGGAUUUAACCUUUACAUAUGCAGUUUACUAUAUUACCUGACUUACAUUUGGAGUUUGGUGGAAAUUUUUAAUAACUUCAAACUUGAAUUUAACCAUUAGGACUGUGAUUGUGGGAUAUUAUUGUAGUGUUGAUAGCAAAAGAGACCUAUAAUUGUAUAGACUUAAUCAUUAGAAAUGACCUUUACCAUGAAUUUCAGCUAGUGCUAGCUAAUUAAAUGAUAUCAGAUGCUGUGAUUUCUAGUCUCAAAUAGCUGGAGUGGAUUUCUGAUUUCCGCUACAUAUAUAUAAACAUUAUGUUCUGUUUUCCUAUUCGGGUGAAAAUGUAUCAACAAUCUGUCUCAAGGUUCAUGUUUCAUCUCAUGCAACCAUAUGCACAUAUUUCAUGUUUUAAUUGUACAGUCUUUAACAGGUCAGAUCUUUUAAAAAUGCAUUGUAGAUUAACAAAAAAGUAAAUAAUAA